AGCUCAGAAAUGGGACCCUGAUCAGAGCUAGGGAGAGGGAUUGCCUUGGGCCAAAGCCCGCUUCUGCACAGCGCUGUGAAGGCCAGGACUGCAUGACUGUGUGGGAGGCAGGAGUCUGGUCCGAGUGCUCUGUAAAGUGUGGUAAAGGAGUACGGCAUCGGACUGUGAGGUGCACCAAUCCCCGCAAGAAAUGUGUUUUGUCCACAAGACCUAAAGAAGCAGAGGACUGUGAGGACUAUUCCAAAUGCUACGUCUGGAGAAUGGGAGACUGGUCUAAGUGCUCUGUCACCUGUGGCAAAGGGAUGCAGUCCCGAGUCAUCCAGUGCAUGCACAAGAUCACGGGAAGGCAUGGCAAUGAAUGCUUUUCCUCGGAAAAGCCUGCAGCCUACAGACCCUGUCAUCUGCACCCCUGCAAUGAGAAAAUUAAUGUUAACACAAUAACAUCACCCAGGUUAGCUGCUUUAACAUUCAAGUGCCUGGGAGACCAGUGGCCUGUGUACUGCAGGGUGAUAAGAGAGAAGAAUCUCUGUCAAGACAUGAGGUGGUAUCAACGGUGCUGUGAGACGUGCAGGGACUUUUACGCGCAAAAAAUGCAACAAAAGAGUUGACCUCUGUCAGGCUGGCUGGCUCUCGGCUCCUUGCAAUCUUAUUAUUUAUAAACACACACACAUACACACACACACACACACACGCGCGCAAUGCUUCUUCAGACCAAAUAUUAUCAGAUUACAUAUAAUUUAAUCAAAUUAAUUUAUUUUUGCCUGCCAGACAUCCUUAAUUGUUUUGGUUAGACAGCCAACUUGUUUUAUUCUCUGACUUUUUCAUAAUUAAUUUUUAUAUGUACAAUUUCGGAUACAUUUAUCAGAAUUUUUAAAAAAUAGUAACUAGUAUUUUAAAUGUUUAUUUUCAGUAGGAUCAUCUCUCUGUUGCCAAAAAAAGUCAUGUUAUCUUGAAUUUAUUUUAAUUUAGUUGAAUAGUUUUGUUGUAUAUGGAAAUAAAGCCCUUUUUAAUUUUAUUAUAUUUUUGGCAUACAGAGUCAGAAUGAUUUUGUGUAUUUUGCAACAGAUCUUGAGAUGAGUGAGCUAACAUUAUUGAACAAGUUAUUACAGAAUGUAUUGUGAAAUCAGUUCAUUUGAUUU
This is a messenger RNA of Phaethon lepturus (White-tailed tropicbird), 1139 nucleotides long. Its product is annotated as A disintegrin and metalloproteinase with thrombospondin motifs 19-like. The transcript has 4 exons. Bases 93 to 608 code for a protein of 171 amino acids. Gene Ontology annotation, biological process: extracellular matrix organization. Gene Ontology annotation, molecular function: metalloendopeptidase activity. Lineage: Eukaryota; Metazoa; Chordata; Aves; Phaethontiformes; Phaethontidae. Gene Ontology annotation, cellular component: extracellular matrix. The record is from RefSeq and is a predicted model, not a curated record.